GCCUCGUUGAUUCGUCAUUUUACAUUGUACUCCUACUCUUAAACUGGUUAAUGACUGGUUCUGUCUGCACUGGCAAACACAACAAGAUCACACCCCAUAGAUCAGAAAAAGAUGCCAUUUAGAUCGCGCUGGCAGAUUGAGAUCCCCAAUACACAUCUCGCAUCUCUUCUUCUCACAUCACCCACUGAACCUUUGUCUAAAACGCACCGAUGCUUCUCCGAAGCGGCUCGUCCAGAUACGCACUACUUCACGACCCAUGACUUUCGCCUCUGGAGCCAGAGAUUCGCAGCCGGGCUGCGCAAGUCGGGCCUCCAGAAGGGUGACCGGGUGUUGCUCUUCUCGGGCAACGACAUAUUCUUCCCUGUAAUAUUCAUGGGGAUCAUCAUGGCGGGGGGGAUUUUCACCGGCGCGAACCCUACCUUUGUCGCUAGAGAGCUUGCCUACCAGUUGCAGGAUAGCGGGGCGAUUUAUCUCCUCUGUGCAGAAGAUAGUCUAGACACUGGUAUUGAGGCUUCGAAGAUUGCGGGGUUGGAUAUGGACAAGGUGUUUGUGUUCAACAAUGCACUUUAUGAUGGAAAGGGGGAGGGGAUGAAAGGGUGUCGAUAUUGGGGGGAGCUGGUUGCCAGCGUUGAGGAGGGGGCAGGAUUUGCGUGGGAGGAGCUGGACACACCGGAGAAAGCUAACACCACGCUUGCGCUGAAUUACAGUAGUGGGACGACGGGGAGGCCGAAGGGGGUUGAGAUCUCGCACAAGAAUUAUGUCUCGAACAUGUUGCAGUACAACCACCUUUUUUACCUGAACCCGAACUGGAGGGAGAAGGCGAAACGGGCAAGAUGGCUAUGCUUCCUGCCGAUGUACCAUGCAAUGGCGCAGAACAUCUUCAUUGCAGCCGCACUCAACCGGGGAGUGCCUGUGUACGUGAUGCCGAAAUUCGAUUUCAUUAAGAUGCUGGAGUAUACGGAAAAAUUUCGCAUCUCGGACUAUAUUCUGGUCCCUCCGGUGGUGGUUGCACUGGCGAAGCACCCUGCUGUGAAGAGCGGGAAGUACGAUUUGAGCAGUGUGGAAGAUAUUGGUAGCGGAGCUGCGCCGUUGGGUCGAGAAGUCUGCGAAGAGGUCGAAGCCUUAUGGCCACCUGGGAAAAUCAAUAUCAAGCAAGGCUGGGGAAUGACAGAGGCCACAUGCUCCAUCCUCGGCUGGAGUCCCAUGGAGAAAUGCCUUACGGCAUCAGUUGGAGAGCUCAAUCCCAACUGCGAAGCAAAGAUUGUCGCCGACGACGGGGUAACGGAAUUAGGCAAGAAUCAGCGCGGAGAGUUGUUGGUUCGCGGCCCGAAUGUCAUGAAAGGAUACUGGCGGAACCCGCAAGCAACUAAGGAGACCCUGACAGAGGACGGAUGGUUGAGGACGGGAGAUAUCGCCUUUGUCAGUAAUGAAGGGUGGUUCCAUGUUGUUGACCGAAAGAAGGAACUCAUCAAAGUGAAAGGCAACCAAGUCGCACCUGCAGAGCUAGAAGCCAUCCUACUCGAACAUCCAGCCGUUGCCGAUGCGGCUGUCAUCGGUGUGCCAAAGGACGAAGAUGAGGCCCCGCGAGCGUAUAUUGCCCUGAAGCCAGGGAAGAAUGCCACUGCCAAAGACAUUACAACCUUCAUGGAGGGCAAGGUAUCACGGAUCAAGAGAAUCACUGGUGGAGUGGUCUUUGUGGAGGCAAUACCCAAGAAUCCAUCUGGGAAGAUCUUGCGAAAGGCACUUCGAGAACAGGCCAAGCAGGAGUUGCAAGGGGUUUACGCGAAGUUAUAAGGGUCCAUGAGGGACUUCAGAGUCUUGGAGAAGGACAGUGAAGACAGGUUCGUGGUCUAUGGAAAGGUCGCUGCUUGCGCCACUUUCUAAAGUAGCCGGUUAUUCCAUCUGAUUUAUCACGUCCUCGCAUACUCGGAUGUCGCCAGUACCUCGGCUUAGCUGUCGGGAAGCAGCUCACUGCCGAGAACAUUGACUGCUGGGUGCUUCGUACUCUUCAGCGCAUCGUGGACUUGACGUUGAAUUUACCUAGACUUCAGCUGGACUCAACCAGGGGAAUAGGGCCAACAUAGAUUAGUACAUACUACUGCCUAGAAUGAUCGUGGUUGAGAG
Aspergillus nidulans FGSC A4 is the source of this 2124-nucleotide messenger RNA. Its product is annotated as acyl--CoA ligase. Gene Ontology annotation, cellular component: peroxisome. Gene Ontology annotation, molecular function: catalytic activity. NCBI's taxonomy places the organism in Eukaryota, Fungi, Ascomycota, Eurotiomycetes, Eurotiales, Aspergillaceae. The transcript is spliced from 4 exons. The record is from RefSeq and is a predicted model, not a curated record. The coding region runs from base 112 to 1794 and encodes 560 amino acids.